Molecule: messenger RNA, 1165 nt
Organism: Spodoptera exigua (beet armyworm)
Lineage: Eukaryota; Metazoa; Arthropoda; Insecta; Lepidoptera; Noctuidae
Source: the annotation of a GenBank genome assembly
GUGCCAUUUUUGCGUGAAGUUUGUUGUGUGGAUAAAAUUAUUAUUUAGUUGUUGAUAGUGUUGACAUACGUAGAAGCGGUAUUUUGAAAUAUUGUUGGAUUAAACUGCAGUGUCAGAGAAGCAGUGAUCUCAUUCUUCUGUACUUCAGAAGAUCACAAGAAAUCCAAAAAUUUAACCAUAGACACCAUAAUGGACGACACAAUAAGAGAACCAGAAGAUCAUUUCAUAAGAUUCGGGCCAGAAGUUGUUGAAGAAAUCAGAAGAGAAUACAACCUUGAUAAGAAAGAAGUUCGAGAAGAAUCUAUCGCUAUUAUAGAGAAAUGGUUGAAAUCGCAGGAUCAUUUAGUAAAGAAAGAUUUUAGUAAAGCGUACAUAGAGCGAUGUAUAGUUACAAGCAAGAGUUCCUUAGAAAGGACGAAGAAACAGAUUGACAAGAUGGCAACGUUCAAAACAUUAGUUCCAAAGUACUUCCAAGUUACUAACAUUCUUGACAGUGAUGUAACUCCUAUUUUAGAUACAGGAUAUCUGACUCUUCUACCAACACUUACCAAAGAGUACCACAGAGUGUCUGUACUUAAACUAAAGUCAACUGUAGAUGUCAAGUCUUCACAUUUUGUCCAGCUCUUCAAAGUUAUUGUAGUUGCAGCAGAAUAUUUGAAAUCGCACGAUUACUGCAGGGGCUACGUGCUUGUAUGUGACUUAAUGGAUGCUAAUACAGCCGAUGUACUCUCGAAACUUAAUUUAGUUGAGUUGCAGCAGUUUUUACCGAUACUUACCGAAGGAUACGGAACAAAAAUAAAAGGGAUCAUAUUCUUAACCAGUUCGAAAUUCAUCGAUGGUUUCAUAAAGAUAAUAAAGCCGUUCUUCUCUGAGAAGAUAGCUAAUCGAUUACACGUGGCCCCAACUUUGGAAGCGUUGAGAGAAUUAUUGUCAGAAGACAUUCUUCCAGAAGAAUACGGUGGGAAGGGGCCUUCGUUAGCUGCUUUGCAUGAAAAACUGGUCAAGCAAUUGAGCUCGGAAAAACACCAAGCCCUAAUGAAAGAGAUGAACACAGCUCGCACUGACGAGACGAAGCGACAGCGGGAUAAAUUUAAUGAGCAAUACAUGGGGAUGCCUGGUACAUUUAGAACCUUAAGCUUGGAUUAAAUUAAAGAUUACAUUGUGG